Molecule: messenger RNA, 2000 nt
Organism: Exophiala viscosa
Lineage: Eukaryota; Fungi; Ascomycota; Eurotiomycetes; Chaetothyriales; Herpotrichiellaceae
Exons: 1
Coding region: 243-1760 (505 amino acids)
Source: RefSeq, a predicted model, not a curated record
CUGUUCGACGUUGACCGUGGCAACGCAGUGAAUUUUCGCGGCCUCGACGAUAGGCAGAAAAAGCGGUCUACAAGAGUCUCCGCUCUGUUGAGACUUUGCUUUGUGCCAGAUCCCUUUCUUUUCAGACGCCCCGUCGAAACUUUUAUCCGACCCUCACUCCAUCUCACAAAUACCGCGUACCCGCGCAUCAGACGACCGCAUAUCCAGACCUGUCUAGCACUGGCAACAGCCUUUCAAGCAAUAUGCCUACACGUCACGGCUUUACCGUGAAUGUGGCCUCGGUCGAUGGUGAACUGUUCACUGAAUACGGUGAUCAGAACAUCGGCACGCGCAACGCAAGUAGGAUGGUCUCUUGCAAGAUACGGGCCGUCGACGGGCAGAAGUUCUACAUCCAUAUCAAGUCUGAGUACCCUUUUCCGUACGAAGGUCAAUCCAACCCGGGUUUGUCCGAGGAGAAGUCUGGCGGAGGUCGUCGCAACGACGCUCGAUACAAUCUCAGACAACGCAAGGCCGCAAAUGGCGGUACCUCUGACGAAGACCGUAUGGAUUUGGAGCAAGAAACACCAGCGUACAUAUUCGCCUACUGGGUCUACAUCGAGGGCAAUGAGAAACCCGAAUGCGGUGGAUUUCUCAACGUCGACAACCCCCCUCAUAACCCGGCGAUCCUGAAAGGUCGUUACUCUGCACCGAAGGGUCGUACGGCCUCAAAGGUGGACAUUCAUGAGUGGCAGUUUUCUUCAAGGGGAAUCGACGUACUGCUUUCAAACAUGGACAUCGCAGCCGACGCCGAGGCUCCUGACAUGUUACAACAAGAAGUCGAAGAGGUUACGAAAGCUUUGGGCAAUCUUACACCCACGAAGACCCGCCGCUCGCCUGGUCAGAUUGAAGUUCGACUUGUCAGAAUUGUUGUCGUGGGCACACCCGCAAUUGCGAAACCUACCUGGCAGAGAGACGAAGACGAACACAAUAGCCCCAGCCAUGACAAUGAUGGCACGGAUUGCCACCCAAUCACGGUGGAUCGGAGACCUCAGUACACACAGAAACUCAUACCGACAACCUGGAGGCUUUACGACCUCAACGAGACAUGCUAUGCUCGAUUCACGUUCCAAGCCAUGGACCUCCCUAAGCUGGUACAGCUGAAUCUAGCUACUGCGGAUGGCAAGAAGCAGCAACGCUUGAAGGCUGCCGAGAAAGGGCUUACAACUCUCCAGGCAUCGAGUGGCACCCCAUUGAAGCAUCGCCUCAAGCACCACGAUCCUGAUGAGCAUGAAGAGAUCAAUGCAAAGGGCGGAGACAAGAAUUGGUCAAGUGAUGAGGACAGCGGCGAAAGUGACGACGAAGAUUCGUCAAGCGACGACGAACCUCGUGCGCACAAGCGUCGUGGAGGCAACAACAACCUCGCCGUGGCAAAGCUUAAGGCAGGUCGAUCGAAGGAACCCUCCCAAAACACUAGGAUGGCUGUCCAAGACUCGAAGAAGCUCGGCAUCACGGCGAAUGAAGACACGAAGAGUGACAAUAGCUGGAUGCAGAUGGUGCGAGCCCCAAAGAAUGAUGAGAAUGGAAAAGGGCACGCAGGCUUCGAUUUCCAAAUUGUGAAGUCGAAUGACAUGCCGGCUGAAGCGGAGCAGGGUGAAUUGCAAUUGGUGAAGACUGGACAGGGCAAAGCCAAGGAGGCUGAGAACGGACAUGGCAAGCUGGGACUUGUCAAGGUUGAUGAUGGAGAGAUUGAGCAACAUGGUGAAGAUCAGGUGAUUUGGUGAGACAGUGUCAUCACACCUACAUCGAGACGAUUGUACCAAUGCUGAACAGAAAGCCAUGUCCAGGCUCCAGAGCAGACCGUGCUGAUUCCAAGCAAGUUGGCAGUCGGUAUCAGAGAGAUUUCCAGAUGAAGCUGGACUUACCAGGUACCUACCUACCUAGAGGUAGGUAGUCUUGGUUACCAGUACCUUACAGUACUCACAGUACUCUACCAGAAUUGUAGAACCUGACAAUUGACAUUC